ACACUUCGUACACACUAGUCUAUAAAACUCCCAAAGAAGACACAGAGAAAAAGAAAGAAGAGACGGAGAAAAGUGAAAAAUGGAGGCACCGAAGACGAUUCAGCACGAAAUCGGAGGAGUACAAAACGACGCGCUUCGAUUCGGCCUCCAAGGCGUUAAGAGUGACCUCGUCGGAUCUCACCCUCUCCAAUCUGCUUACGAAUCUGCGAAGAAAACGCAAGAGGAGAUGAGGAGAAAAGUCCUGGCUAAUACUUAUGGGACAGCAUUGCCGCUCAAAAUGGAUCUCGAUAGGCAAAUUCUGUCGCGGUUUCAGAGGCCGUUGCUCCCAUCUUCGAUGCUGGGGUUGGAAGCAUUGACAGGAACUUUAGAUGAUUUUGGAUUUGAGGAUUAUCUGAAUGAUCCUCGAGAGUCUGAGACUCUGCGGCCACUUGACUUGCACCAUAGCAUGGAAGUUCGCCUUGGCCUAUCCAAGGGACCACUCUGCCCUAGUUUUAUAUGAUUUUGAAUCACUGCUUGAGUGUAUCACAAAGGGAAUGUCAGUACUGAAUGAUUGUUGAUGGAUUUUAUUAUAAUAGCCAACUCAAGGAUUGAAGAUAUAGUAUGAUGUGUUGCUUUACCUCAUUCAGACCCUUUGUUGUAUGCAGUUGUCCCAAGUAUGAAUUAACAUUUGGCAUCACGGAUGCUAUUAAAAUUCUAAAUCUUUUGCUCUUGGCUA
Theobroma umbraticum is the source of this 715-nucleotide messenger RNA. RefSeq names its product cyclin-B1-2-like. The record is from RefSeq and is a predicted model, not a curated record. Gene Ontology annotation, biological process: proteasome assembly. NCBI's taxonomy places the organism in Eukaryota, Viridiplantae, Streptophyta, Magnoliopsida, Malvales, Malvaceae. Gene Ontology annotation, cellular component: nucleus; cytoplasm.